AUGGUUAGAUUGCCAACAGUCUGCAACAAAGUCGCCUUCUUGAAGCCCAGUGAAUCAAGCUCCACGCCUCCUUCUGAGCCAAAACGCAGACAAGCAUCUCGUGCACGUGAUGAUAUACUCGAGCGCGUGACCUUAUAUCACAGUUCAUACUUUAAUACGAGAACGUCUCACCUCGUGAAACGGCACCACGCAAACCCUUUGGUGAAAAAUUUUGAUGCCAGUGGGAAGCCUGGGCAUCGGCCGGGGCAGGUUCACGGUCUACUCGCACGUUCAAGUUACACAUUUGUUGAAAACAGGCCGUACUCUUGCUACAGUCCCCAAGAACCAUCAAGUAUACCGCCAAAGAUGUCUGCCAAAGCCCAGAACCCUAUGCGUGAAUUGAAGAUCGAGAAGUUGGUGUUGAACAUCUCGGUCGGUGAGUCUGGUGACAGAUUGACCAGAGCCUCCAAGGUUUUGGAGCAGCUGUCCGGUCAGACCCCAGUCCACUCCAAGGCUAGAUACACCGUCAGAACCUUCGGUAUCAGAAGAAACGAAAAGAUCGCCGUCCACGUCACCGUCAGAGGUCCAAAGGCCGAGGAGAUCUUGGAGAGAGGUCUAAAGGUCAAGGAGUACCAAUUGAGAGAGAGAAACUUCUCUGAGACCGGUAACUUCGGUUUCGGUAUCCAGGAGCACAUUGACUUGGGUAUCAAGUACGACCCUAACAUCGGUAUCUACGGUAUGGACUUCUACAUCGUCAUGGGCAGACCAGGUAACAGAAUUACCAGAAGAAAGAGAUGCAGAGCCACCGUCGGUAACAACCACAAGACUUCCAAGGAGGACACCAUCGCUUGGUUCAAGCAGAGAUACGACGCCGACGUCGUUGACAAAUAA
Molecule: messenger RNA, 870 nt
Organism: Lachancea thermotolerans CBS 6340
Lineage: Eukaryota; Fungi; Ascomycota; Saccharomycetes; Saccharomycetales; Saccharomycetaceae
Product: 60S ribosomal uL5 domain-containing protein
Exons: 1
Coding region: 1-870 (289 amino acids)
Biological process (GO): translation
Cellular component (GO): ribosome; cytosolic large ribosomal subunit
Molecular function (GO): structural constituent of ribosome; RNA binding
Source: RefSeq, a predicted model, not a curated record